GAUGUGCAGGCAGCUCACACCAUCCCCACCGGUCGGCGGGCAGAGUGAGAGCCGCUCGCUGAGGGAUGCACAAGGCAGGGCGAGCUCUGUGUGCCUGGCCCCGAGCCUGCUGCUGAAAUGAGUCCGUGUGGGCAAUGGGCGCAAUCGAAGGGGGGUUCGCAGCGCUGGAUGUUACAGCAAAAAACAUUUACGUAAGCGACAAGGCUGCCCCUCCUGACCGUCCCAGUGCUGCUGCGGGCAAGUGUGAACCCAGUGCAUUUCGUGUGUUAGACUGGAGAAGGUGCCGGAGACCCCGGGGGAAACCAUGCAGUUGGUGAUUUGGGUAGAAGGGCUGCUGUGUCAACUGUUUGUAUUCAUACCUCUUACUCGAGAAUUACGUUUACAUCCUAAACAAGAGAACUUCAUCAGGCAGCUGAGCUCCUAUGAGAUCACCUCUCCGAAGCGGCUCAACGAUUUCGGAGAGGCUUUCCCGCACACCCAUCACUUCAGGAGGACGAAGCGGAGCCCGGACUCGGAACCCUGGGCCUCCCGGACUCACUACCAGCUCCACGCCUUCGGGCAGCUGUACCGGCUCAACUUGAGCGCUCACUCGGACUUCAUCGCCGCCACGUACCGGGUCAGACACUUGGGCAGAGCGGAGCCUGGCAGCCUGCGCUCUGACUCUGAUCUGAAACACUGUUUCUACAGCGGGCAUGUCAACUCGGAGAUGCAGCACACCGCGGUGGUCAGUUUGUGCACUGGCAUUAUGGGCACUUUUCAAACACCUGAUGGACAAUACUUCUUGGAGCCUCUCAUGAAACCAGAUGGAGGGCAAUAUGAAGAUGAGCACAAUAAACCACACCUCAUAUACAAGCAUGGAGCACUGAAUAGCAAUCCUUUGGGAAAAACUUCUCAUCUAUGUGCAACGUUUGGGUAUUGGCUACUAGGCUUUGAAUUUAUCAGCGGCAGUUUGAUCAUUCUUGCCAAGAGUCAUCUGGGACCACGUGCUUUAGGGUGCGGAGAUAAGCCAGCUGAGUCGUCAACUUCAGCCAUAUCUCAGUGUGACCAGUAUCAUCAAAGGAGGAAGAGACUUGUGAAAAUGAACAAAGCUAGCAGUAUUAGAGAGCACCUCGAUACCUUACAGACUGCGAUUAGACCGACGCGUCCUCAGACUGAAGAGUCCAAGUUGGGCAAUGUCACCCAACAGCAUUCGAGACAAAAACGCUUUUUGUCAUACCCAAGAUUUGUAGAGAUCAUGGUCACUGCUGACAACAAAAUGGCGCAACACCACGGGAGGAAUUUGGAGCACUACAUUUUAACACUAAUGUCAAUAGUAGCUGCAAUCUACCGAGACCCAAGUGUUGGUAACCUCAUCAACAUUGUCAUUGUGAAGUUAAAUGUGAUUCAUAAUGAACAGGAAGGACCAUCCAUCAGUUUUAAUGCAGCUACAACUCUUCAUAACUUCUGUAUGUGGCAACAAACACAGAACAUCCUGGAUGAUGCACACCCAUCCCAUCAUGACACUGCAGUCCUCAUCACUAGGGAAGACAUUUGUAGAGCUAGAAACAAGUGUGAUACUUUGGGAUUAGCAGAACUUGGUACAAUGUGCGAUCCAUAUCGCAGCUGCUCCAUUAGUGAAGAGAACGGUUUAAGCGCUGCUUUCACUAUAGCUCAUGAACUGGGACAUGUGUUCAACAUGCCUCAUGACGAUAGCUUCAAAUGCAAAGAGGCUGGAAUGAAGCACCAGUACCAUGUGAUGGCUCCAACCCUGAACUACCAUACCAGCCCAUGGACCUGGUCCAAGUGUAGCCGCAAAUAUAUCACCGACUUUCUGGACACUGGAUAUGGAGAAUGCCUGCUCGAUGAGCCAGCAACAAGGAGCUAUGACCUUCCAACCCAGUUACCCGGUCAAAUCUAUGAUGCGAACAAGCAAUGUGAACUAAUGUUCGGUGCUGGAUCACAAGUUUGCCCCUACAUGAAACAAUGCAAGCGACUAUGGUGCACGAGUGUGGAAGGUGUACACAGAGGCUGCCGGACACAGCACAUGCCACUGGCUGAUGGAACUGAUUGUGGUCAUGGAAUGCAUUGUCAGCAUGGGCUCUGCGUGAACAAGGAAGUGGCAGCGAGGCCAGUGGAUGGAGAGUGGGGACCCUGGGGAUCAUACGGAGCAUGUUCGCGGACAUGUGGUGGAGGGAUAAGGAGUGCAGUAAGAGACUGCAACAAGCCAGAACCCAGAAAUGGUGGGAAGUAUUGUGUGGGUCGCAGAAUGAAAUUCCGAUCCUGUAACACAGACCCUUGUCCGAAGGGGAGGAAGGACUUCAGAGAAGAGCAAUGCUCAGAGUUUGAUGGGAAGCAUUUUAACAUCAAUGGUUUGCCGCCAAAUGUUCGUUGGCUUCCAAAGUACAGUGGCAUUCUGAUGAAGGAUCGGUGCAAACUUUUCUGCCGUGUGGCUGGAACUACAGCAUAUUAUCAACUGAAAGACCGUGCCACUGACGGUACCCCUUGUGGGCCUGAUACAAAUGAUAUCUGCGUGCAAGGCUUGUGCAGGCAAGCUGGAUGUGAUCAUGUACUGAAUUCCAAAGCCAGGCGGGAUAAGUGUGGAGUGUGUGGUGGAGAUAAUUCCUCAUGUCGGACUCUGGCUGGCACUUUUGAUAAUGCACAAUAUGGAUAUAAUGUUGUAGUGCGAAUACCUUCAGGAGCAACUAAUAUUGAUGUACGACAGCACAGCUAUUCAGGGAAACCAGAAGAUGAUAACUACCUCGCAUUAUCUGACAGUCGAGGUAAUUUCAUCCUGAAUGGAAACUUUGUGGUGAGCAUGUUUAAGCGAGAAAUAAGUGUGCAGGGAGCCACGAUUGAAUACAACGGCUCAGAUAAUGAUGUGGAACGCAUUAACUGCACUGACCGGAUUGAGGAAGAGCUGAUUUUGCAGGUUUUAUCUGUUGGAAAUUUGUACAACCCCGAUGUCCGUUACUCUUUUAAUAUACCCAUAGAGGACCAACUGGAGAAGUUUGUUUGGGAUCCAUAUGGUUCAUGGCAAGAGUGUAGCAGGGUGUGCCAAGGGGAACGGAGGAGAAAGGUGGUUUGUGUGCGUAAGAGUGACCACUUGGUUGUUUCUGACCAAAGAUGUGAACAUUUGCCUCGCCCAGUACCCGACACUGAGCCAUGCAACACAGAAUGUGAAGUAAGGUGGCACGCAGUAGGUAAGAGUGAAUGUACGGCACAGUGUGGACCAGGCUAUAGAACGCAAGACAUUCACUGCAUAAAGUAUACCCACGACAAGGGACCAAGUGAGUCAAUAGACGACCGAUACUGCAGGGAUCAGCCAAAACCGCCUAGCAGAGAGCCCUGUCAUGGUGACUGCCAGAGAACCAGUUGGCAUUAUACAUCCUGGUCACAGUGCACAAAACCCUGUGGUGGUGGAACCAAGACUCGGGAAGCAUACUGCAUGAACAACCUUGGCAGACGCCUGGUUAACCAAGAGUGCAAUGAGCAUCAGAAUGUCAUUUCUCAUAGAUGCAAUGAAUUUCCUUGCCCUGAAUGGACAGCCAGCGAAUGGAGUGAAUGUCUCGUGACAUGUGGAAAGGGCACAAGACAUCGACAAGUAUCUUGUAUACUGAACAAUGAACCACUGAGGGACGAUUUUUGCAAUCCAAGUACCAAGCCAGAGGCUGUAGGAACCUGUGAGCUACAGGAGUGUGCGUCAUGGCAAGUUGGGGCUUGGGGCCAGUGUGCUGCUACUUGUGGGCAUGGAUACCAAAUGCGUGCAGUGAGGUGUAUAGUUGGUGCUUAUGGUGCAAUUAUAGAUGACAGAGAGUGCAAUGCUGCAACUCGUCCAAGGGAUAGCCAGGACUGUGAACUGCCUCCUUGUUUGGAACCAUCAAAGAUAGUCACAACCACAAGUCCAGCUGUUCAGAGAAGGAUAAUGACCCAGUGGAGAUAUGGAUCCUGGACUCCUUGCUCGGUUAGCUGUGGGAAAGGAGCACGUGCUCGCUACGUUAGCUGCAGAGAUGCUCAAGGUGGUGUUGCUGACGAAUCCUUCUGUGCCCACUUGCCUCGUCCUCCUGAGAUGUCAACGUGCUUCAGUCCCUGUGGACAAUGGCAUGCUGGAGAGUGGUCGCCGUGUUCUGUCAGUUGCGGUUCUGGGACGGUCACUCGUCAGGUUGUUUGCACUAGCUACCACCAUCAAAUCACAUUCACGGACGAGAGCGACUGCAAUGCCAUGGGGAAACCGUCUCAGGAGCAGGAAUGCAGCAUGCCCCCAUGCCCCCGGACGCAUCACCAACAUGAUUACCCUGCACAGUUCCCACAGCGCAACUAUCCGCAAACCCAUCCAGACCAACCUACCCACGACAUGCCCGGUCAGAAAACGUGGAACAGCCCAUCACGGGAGAGUCAGUGGCGGACAGGACCUUGGGGAGCAUGCUCGAGCACUUGCACAGGUGGAUUUCAGCGACGGGUAGUCGUCUGUCAAGACGCAGAAGGACGUCCUGCUAAUGACUGUGAUGAAAGAGUGAAGCCGGCAGAGACCAGGCACUGCGAUGCUGGAACAUGUCCUCAUUGGAAUUAUGGCAACUGGGGUGAGUGUACACAGCCAUGUGAUGGUGGGACAAGAACAAGGCUGGUCAUCUGCCAACUGCCAAAUGGUCAAAGACUGAAUGACCAAAACUGUGACAUCUUGGAAAAGCCUCCAGAUAGGGAACAGUGCAACAUGCAUCCUUGUCCUGGUGGUGUUUUAUGGCAUCGAGGACCAUGGAAUUCGUGUUCUGUAAGCUGUGGAAAGGGCACCAAGCAGCGAGAUGUCUACUGCACUGACAUGAAGCAGGUAGCUGUGGAUAACAAGUACUGUGAGCACUUGAAGAAGCCUCGAGUAUAUAAAGUGUGUCGGGCAGGACGAUGUCCAGCCUGGAAGGCCACUCGAUGGAAACAGUGUUCGGUGACCUGUGGAGUAGGAUAUCAGCAAAGAGAGGUCUUCUGCCGGCUGAGGGGUGUAGGUCGAAUAAGUGAAGAGACGUGCAAUCCAUUCUCUCGUCCAGCCAGCACACAGCAGUGCCGGCUGCCUGACUGUUUGCAGAAUGAAUGGCUUGCAGAUGAAUGGGAAGAUUGUUCCACAUCAUGCGGUCAAGGUGUGCAAAACCGCAAGGUGCUAUGUGUCAAUCACAUUCAGAAGCAAAUGGAAGAAAGCUACUGCAACCAUUCAGCAAGACCCCCUUCUGUGCGCCAAUGCAUUAUUGCACCUUGUGAAUACAUAUGGAUUACAGGGGAAUGGUCGCAGUGUUCAACAAGCUGUGGCCCAGGAUAUCAGCAAAGGAUGGUUUACUGCACUGAGAUCCACUCCAGCCAAGAUCAUUAUUCUUACGACUUACCAUCAAUAUCAAACAGUGGAUGCCCUGGUAUACCACCUGCCAGUGUACAUGAAUGUAAUAUCAGAGAGUGUCACCCAACAGCCAGCUGGAGGGUGGGAGCCUGGAGCAAGUGCUCAGUGACCUGUGGUGUUGGGAUAAUGGAGCGAAAAGUACAAUGCUUGACUGAUAACAGUCAACUGAGUGAACUGUGUCUUCCAAAUCAAAAGCCACAAUUCCAGACUCCUUGCUUCAACAAUGCUUGUGAUGUUUCAGCAAGUUGCAGUGAUAUCCAGAAGACAAAAGAAGUUCAGAAGGAUGGAGAGUACCUGCUAAAAAUUGAAGGCAAAAUAAUAAAGAUAUAUUGUGCAGGAAUGCAUUCUGAUUAUCCCAGGGAGUAUAUCACUUUAUCGAGCGGAGAGGCAGACAACUACUCUGAGGUCUAUGGAUACAGGCUCCACAAUCCCUACGAAUGCCCUUAUAAUGGAAACAGAAGAAAAGAUUGUUCUUGUAAAAAUGACUAUCUGGCAGCUGGGUACACUGUGUUUCACAGAAUCCGCUUCGAUAUUAGCACAAUGCAGAUCAUAAUUACAGAUUUGCAUUUUGCUCAGACAGUUCAUGGGAGGUCAGUACCAUUUGCGACAGCAGGAGAUUGUUACAGUGCUGCCAAGUGUCCCCAGGGACAAUUUAGUAUUAACCUAAGUGGUACUGGUCUGAAAAUAUCCGAAGCGUCAAAAUGGAUUGCACAGGGAAAUUACGCUACAGUCAAUGUACACAGAUCACAGGAUGGCACAAAGGUUUAUGGAAGAUGCGGUGGCUACUGUGGAAAAUGUGUUCCGCAAACAAGUACUGGUCUUCUGAUGCAAGUACAGUAAAGAUGCAGGAGUGACACGACAUUUGCAGAAGUUCAAGGAAAAAUUAAACCACCAUGGAGAUUGGGACCUGACUGGAGGCAAUUUAUCACUAUGGAGAUAAUGAACCAGUCCAGAUGCCAGCAAUCUUUCGGAAUUAAUGUUCAUUGUCUUAUCAAUGGCAGCUGUUAGAGUGCAAUGAUUAUUUUAUCACUUAAUUAUUUGGAACACACAUUAUUAGCUUGCUGGUUUAAAUUUAAUGUUCAAGCCCAGGUCAGACAGUUUUGACAUCAAAUGAACGGCCUAAAUUGCUUAUGUGACCCCCAGUGUAGGAUAGGACAGGAAGAGUGCUGAAGCAUUGGAAAUUAAAAACCAAAGUUCAUGUUUAAUGUUUUGCAAUGGCUGUCUGGACACAUUCAUUUUUCCAAUGCCAGCCACCCAUUCCUAAACAUCAGUCCCUCUCCCUGUUAAUUCUGGGAACUGUUGGUUUGAUAGGACAUACCGCAUCAGUGACAAUGUCAUAUCACCAACUGGAAGUUGUCUUUUUGAAGGAGUGACCUUAAGGCAAUAAUGGUGUUUAAAGAGUUUUUUGAGUUUGAAUUUCCAGAGUUUGUUAAUUAUUAUAAUGUUCAAACAGGUAAAAAUACUGAAAGUAAGGAAAAUAAACUAUGGUUUGACGAUGGUAACAUGCUGCAUGACAAGGGUAUGUUACUGGUGCUGAUCUUAAAGUAUCAAUUCAGUCACUGUCAUUUCUGUCUUAAAUGAUGAGAUAUGUUAUCUGUGUCUCUGCUUAGCACAGGGCAGCUACAACGUAUGAUGAUGUCCCAGUGAUAUUGCUACUUGUGUAAGCAUUUUCAGUUUGCUGGUCCGAGUGCCGCUUCAAAUCACAGAAAUAGGUAGUGUAACUGAAACAGGUGAUGACACAGAUCACUUGAACAUUUGCUAAUUGCAAAGAAAUUGGCUCUGUAGGAAGUUAUGGUCUUACUGCUCCAGCAGUUAGCAGUUCGAAAGGGAGAAAGUGUGUUGGAGCACAGUACACCGUGCUCUAUCAAUCACUGGUUCUUGUUGCAGUAAGUACGUUACUUAAGGAAGCAAAGUUUAUUUUAUUUUGCCAGCCAUGUUCAAAACAGUUCUGACUUUUGUCAAAACUAUCAACCCCAAGGGGGGAAAUUAGUCCACUGUCGAUAGGGGGAGAAAGAUGGAGGACAUUAUUGCAAACCGUAGAAACAUCACUCCACUCUAUAAAAUCCAAUCAUGCUGGUUUUGUGAGCAUUCUAACUCCGUCCUUCUAAUCCUACCAACUUUCUUUUGCUCAUUUUGUGGGCAAAAUCAGAUUCAUACUUGUCUCCUUACCAAGUGACAGGAGUGAGGGAUCAAAAAAAAUGGUGACGGAACUGGAUUGACACUUCUGCUAUGCGAACUACAGCCCUCUCAGAUUGGCAAAUGCCACGUGAUUUUGUUUUGACUUUGGGCACCAAGAGUGGUUGUCAGAAUAUAUUUUGCUUCUGGUUAUUACCUCCCUUUCUUGCUAUGUCCUCUCAACUCUGGUGUCAGAAACUAGGGACUAACGUUAACCCUGAUGCUGCCCUGGGCCUGGCACCAAAGCAUUUAGGAGCUCUUAUUCCCAAACGUACUUAAUUCCUCCAGUUAAAAAAAUAGUUGUAGGGAGAACACCAAAGCAAUCAGAGUCUGUAGUGAACACUGGCCUGAGUGGGAAAGCUACCUCUCUUAGCAAAAAGAUGUAUAUAAAAAAAAGAUAUAUUUUAUUUUGUUGUAAAAUAUUUAUGCACUGUCCUAUUUAUUUUGAUAUUUUUUGUACGUAUGCAUUUAACUACUAAAAUUGUGUUAGUUAUCAAUUAUUACCCCGUCAGCCACCAUUAAUUCUUCUAUAAAAGUGAUCGGACAUUUGCGUGCAAGGUUUAGAGAGGGGGGACAUGACAUAGUCACCAUUUUGUGGAUUACCGUUAAAUUGAACAGUUAUGAUGAGCAAGCUGAGCCGCCAGCAUAGCAGUGCACUGACAUUUCUCAAUAUAAAUAACAGAGCUGCCUGUUUACAUAAAUUAACUUACAAAGUUUAAAAACAAACACAAACUGAACUGAGAUAACAAGGUGUAGAACUGGAUGACUCUACACAGCAGGUCAAGCAGCAUCAGAAAAGCUUCAUUUUUCUGAAGAAGGGUCUAGGCCCAAAACGUCAGCUUUCCUGCUCCUCUGAUGCUGCUUGGCCUGCUGUGUUCAUCCAGUUCCACACCUUGUUAUCUCAGAUUGUCCAGCAUCUUGCAGUUCCUACUAUCUCUGGAACAAACUGAACUGCUGUGAAUAAUAAAGGUGCUAUUGUUGCUGCCUACUACUGAUAACCAUGGUUGUAUUGACACUAGCAUAAAACUUGUAAGCUCUACCAACUGUAUUACUCUACUGUAAAAUGCUUAAAAAGGCCAUUGUCCUUCUGAUAUGGCCUAUUGCAGGCAAGACUGCAAGAAAUAAUCAAACAACAAUAAACCAAAGUCUUCAUCGUUUGCAACAAGAGAUUGUAUCAAGGCUUUGCAAUGGAGAUAACUUAAUAUUCCGUUUGCAAAUGAAGUUUGGCACAAAACACGCAUUGUGCAAGACAUCUCAUCAUUCUGACCUCAUUCCUUUAUACCAGUAUAAUGUAGGUAUUGAUUCAGUAAACCCUGAACUGUAAUAUGAAAGGUAUUUACAAUAUAUACCAAUAUACUUCUUUGUGAGAUGAGACGUGCACAGCAAUUUCUGAAGUUUUCGAAUUCAGAAUUUUCCGGUUUUCAGAUUUAACCGUUAAUCCCAUUCUGGAACAACAAUUAUUUUUCUAAGAAUACAAAUGCCCAAAUAAAUUUUUAAAGGCAGUUCAUCUCCCUUGCUAGGGAACGCUUUACUUGCCACCAAAUGAGCAAAUGUAAACAGGUUAGAACUACAAAGUAUGAAAGCGAAAUCUUAAUCUGUUCUCAUCUCAAACAGCCAAUGCAGAUCGCAAGGUGUAGCUGUUGGGAGCAGGAACCAAUGCAGUUGUAACACCCCUAUAACUUAGGGUGGAGGGGUGGGAUACUCUUCCAAGAGAUGCAAUGGAUCGAAUGGCCUGCUUCCAUGCUGUCGGGAUUCUAUGUAACUGUCCCAGCCCCAACUAUGUGGAGCUUGUUAGCACUGAACUAAAUGGAGCGCUUUUGGUGAAAUGGAAGUGUCCCUAUCUGCCCCAAAGGUUUGUAAUAGCAACUCUGAACAGAUUGUUUAGAAAAACAUGUAGGACUGAGUUAAUAGAGAAAUACAUCAAAAAUUGUAGACUGCACCUGAAGUCUGAUCAACAGAAAUUUCUCUCUUUUUGAAGAAAAACAAGGCACUCUGUCUUUAAGGAAUGGUUUUCUUGUUCUGACCUUAUUUUACAGUAUGUUAAGACAAACUGAUGACAUUAUUAUUUAACUACAAACUUUUAUGUAUACUGAUUUAACUUGUGAAAAAAUCUACACUAAAACAGAUUCAGCAUGAUAGCAGCCAAUUGUUCACAGUCAUCAUUUAUGAAAAACAAAAAGGUGCCUUUAUUAUAAUGAUCAUCUCUUAUUAGGUGCUCUUACCAGGAUUGCAGGCUACUGUCAUCCUGUCAAAUCAGUAAAAUAAAUUCAGGUUUGAUCUGUAAAUGUCUUUUAUUACGGUGCUCAAGUGUAAAACAUACUCAGCGUCUGUACAACUCUGAGCUCAGCAGGUAGAUAAAGAGUAUACAAAUUUUGCACGGCAGUUCUCAGUUAUUUUAAUGGAGCUGAAAUUCUACUUAUUUUACUUAGGUUAAGACUCACCACUAAAAUAGCAGAUGGAGGAAUGCUGUUACUAUAUUUCUUUUGGCGUUGCUUCUCAGUACUUGGCCAAUAUUACACCAACAGUAUGUUUUAGACUAGUAGAUUUCAAAAAAGUACUUUUAAUAGGACGUGUGUAUUAAAAACUGAAAACUGCAGGAAGCAGAAUUGCCUCAGAUACUGUAUUAAAAUUUAAUUUAAAGAAGUGACCUUACCUUUUGGAAUAUAGUUGUAACUGUAUCUUUACACUGAAACUUAUACAAGGGUUCUUAUUUUCAUUCCUCCAUCAUUAUCAAGGGAGCUCAAGAUUUAACUCAAACAGGAUUAUCAAUGGUAAAGAUAUUUUAAGUAAAUAGCUUUGAUAAGCUAUUUAUAAAAAGUAGAUGCUGAAUACUAUUUACUUUCUGUUAACCAUACUGGUAGAUGUGGAAGAAAAAUUAAGUUCUGUGUCUGCUUGAAUUCCUCCCCGCUAAUUUAUUUUAGUCAUGUUUUCAGUACGUUAAAAUUAUAUUUUAUUACAAUCACUAUUGGAGGAAUAGGUGAUCAUGAAUUCAAGCAUUUGAUCUGAAAGAGCUUUUGAACAUAUUUCAUUGUAUUUUAGAAUAAUUCUUCAGAAUUUUCUUGCUAAUUAUAUGAUAGCUUUCUUACAUCCAUGCUGUUCUUUUGUUUAAAAUCACAUGUAAACCAAAGCUGAAGGCUAACCAAAUUAAACAUAGAUGCAGGUUUUAGUAAAUAUCAAAAACGUCUUUUUAAGAUACAUGUUUGGAAUCAUAAUAAUGCGAGUUACUAAUCAAACUUAGCAUGCAUGCUUGAUACAAGUCCCUAACAAUAAAAAAAUUUAAUCAGGGGAAACAAAGGAAGUACAAUUUGCACUAAAGUGCCACAAAAAUAGUUGUGAAACUAUGCUGUGUACUACUCUUGUUGUUUAAUAUUUUCUACAUAAAUAAACAGCGUAUUGAUAAUUGUCAAUGUGUGUUCCAUGAAAUGCUACUUGAAACUUUGUAACAUGACUAUUGGCUAUAAUAUUUGAUUUCAAUAAUUCAUACAACAGAGCAGACUAAGAGAGGAAUUGCAAGGCUUUGAGCUUGCGUUACUGCAGUCUCUGAAGAGGUCCAAGGAGUGUAUUUGCAAAAAUAAAUUUGGUAUAAAAGGACAGCUAUUAAAUUGGCGUGGUGCUAUGACUGCAUGUCUACUGUAAUGCUUCAUUUGUCUCUUAUAAUGUAUUGAUUUAAGUCACAGUUGACUUUAAAACCAUAAUAUUCCCAAAUAAAUUUAUUGUUAUUUCAUA
Messenger RNA from Stegostoma tigrinum, 11254 nucleotides. Its product is annotated as A disintegrin and metalloproteinase with thrombospondin motifs 20-like. The transcript is spliced from 40 exons. The coding region runs from base 305 to 6193 and encodes 1962 amino acids. Gene Ontology annotation, molecular function: zinc ion binding; metalloendopeptidase activity. Gene Ontology annotation, cellular component: extracellular matrix. Lineage: Eukaryota; Metazoa; Chordata; Chondrichthyes; Orectolobiformes; Stegostomatidae. Gene Ontology annotation, biological process: extracellular matrix organization; proteolysis. The record is from RefSeq and is a predicted model, not a curated record.